Molecule: messenger RNA, 1394 nt
Organism: Perca fluviatilis (European perch)
Lineage: Eukaryota; Metazoa; Chordata; Actinopteri; Perciformes; Percidae
Exons: 3
Coding region: 30-695 (221 amino acids)
Source: RefSeq, a predicted model, not a curated record
CAUUUCAAAAGCACACUCUGCAGACUUUGAUGCUUCAGGCACCACAGGACCAAACUGCAUCGCCAGUACAGCUGAACAUAACGGAUGAACUGAUGGAUAUCUAUGUUAAUGUAGAGGGACCAUCAGGUAAUCCCAGCAAGAGAAAGAGGGAGACAAAAAUGUCAGAAAAUAUAUAUGAAAAUGUGUUUUUCCACACUCUUGGGCCAAACCAAACUGGAACACUCUCAGGUGCUGGAGAUGUGAAGAAGAGUUCCUGCAGAGCUGCUGCAGUGUGUCUGGGUCUACUGUGUCUUCUCCUUCUAGCUGGACUCAUAACUGUGGUUUGCCUAUGGAUAGUCACAGUUACCAGCAGCAACUCUGAGUGGGAAAUGGAGAUGGUCCUGUUACAGACCAGUUACAACAACCUGACCAAAGAAAGAGACCAGUUACAGACCAGUUACAACAACCAGACUAAGGAAAGAGACCAGUUACAGACCAGUUACAACAACCUGACUAAAGAAAGAGACCAGUUACAGGCCAGUUACAACAACCUGACUAAAGAAAGAGACCAGUUACAGACCAGUUACAACAACCUGACUAAGGAAAGAGACCAGUUACAGACCAGUUACAACAACCUGACUAAAGAAAGAGACCAGUUACAGACCAGUUACAACAACCUGACUAAGGAAAGAGACCAGUUACAUCAACCUGACUAAGAAAAGAGACCAGUUACAGACCAGUUACAUCAACAAGACUAAGGAAAGAGUCCAGUUACAGACCAGUUACAACAACCAAUCUAAAAGAAAGAGACUUUGGAGAAUUUGAAGCCCUGACUAAAGACAGAAAUGAUCUUCGGAGUAAGGUAAGCAGAGAAUGGAAUAUCUGAAGAAACUGCAGUGGGAUUACUGGCUGCUGACAAGCUGAUGCUGAGCUGUAUUGCUUCAUGUAUAGCUGGGAGCUGAACAGCAUUACUGGCUUAACCUUACAUAAAGGAGCAGCUAAAGGAGUGAAAACUGGUCGCAGCUUUGCCUGGGAAGAGGUUCAGAGGCCCACGACCAGGAGUCAGUGAAUGGCUGGAGAAAGAUCAAGGAGGACAUUCACAUCAGUCGACAGAUGCCACUGUAAUGGCAAAAAUUACAUUUAAGCAUGAUUCGUUAUAUUCUUGUCUUAUUUCUGUUUUAGUUUCUCUCACAAUGCUGAAAGUGAGUUUGUCUCUUUCUCACAUGUUGAUUCUGAUUCUCACUAAACUAAGUGGGAGCCACAAAGUCUGGGAACGUAAUGUGUAGCCUACACUGAACAGAUAAGGUAUGAGGUCACCCUAAACCAGUCAACGUCAACUGGCGGCCCGCGGGCCACAUCCGGCCCGCCAAAGCUUUUAGUCUGGCCCGCAGAAUAAUCAUGAUUUCACAAAAUGU